Styela clava is the source of this 2118-nucleotide messenger RNA. RefSeq names its product Golgi-associated PDZ and coiled-coil motif-containing protein-like. Gene Ontology annotation, cellular component: membrane; trans-Golgi network transport vesicle; Golgi apparatus. The record is from RefSeq and is a predicted model, not a curated record. Gene Ontology annotation, biological process: negative regulation of protein localization to cell surface. Gene Ontology annotation, molecular function: transmembrane transporter binding. Lineage: Eukaryota; Metazoa; Chordata; Ascidiacea; Stolidobranchia; Styelidae.
UCCACUUUUUAUCGAUUACAGCUUGUUGGCUUGGAUUGCAUUAACUUAUAAAUAUGACUAGUGCAGCAUCACUUUUAUCAGCAUUUGAUUUACUGGAGAAAGAGUUUGAUCGAGCUUAUGUGGACCUUGACCUACUUCUCGGUGAUACAGAACUUGAUGAUGUUGAUGAUAUUUUGCAAACAGCGAAAGAGAAGAUGAGUUCUCUCAGUUCAUGUUUUUCUCAGUUAUGCCACAAAUCACAAAGUGCUGCUCAGAGGAAUGUAAAAUUAGAGGCAGAACUCAUUCACUAUCGAACUGAAUUAUUGGAUUGUCGUGCAGAAGUGGAGGCAUUAAAAGCAGAAUCAAACACACUUCUUCGUCAAAUCCACGCACUUCAACUUCAAUUACACAGCACAACAACUUCAGAUCCAAUGGAUGCAACAAAAAUAAAAGAAAAUCUGGAACAAGAAUUAAGAAAUUUUAAGAAAGAUGCGAAAGAGCAAGCAUUAUUAGGAGAAACUGUAAAAUUAUAUGAAACUCAAAAUGAGAAACUCAAAGAAAGGUUAGCAUUGUCAGAGAAAGAGUUGUUUGGUGCAAGAUUGGCUGCAAAAUAUCUUGACAAAGAGUUAGCAGGAAGAAUUCAACAAAUUCAACUUUUGGGAAGAAAUAUACAAACAAAUAAUUUUGAAAAGAUGUGGAGUCAGUUAGAAGCUGAAAUUCAUUUACAUCGACAUAAAACAGUCAUAAAAGCUUGCAGGGGAAAUGGAAAUCUACCUUCACCCCCACAGCAUAUAAAUAAUGAUGGUCCACAAAACCAGGGUGUUGGUCAUGUACGAAAGGUUACAAUUGAAAAAAGGCCUGAAGAGGGUUUAGGAAUAUCAAUAACGGGAGGUCGGGAUCAUGGCGUGCCUAUUUUAAUAUCAGAAAUUCAUCCAGGAGGUAUUGUUGAACGUGUUGGUGGUUUAUAUGUUGGAGAUGCAUUAUUAUCUGUCAAUGAGGCAAGCUUGCGGGAUGUUAAACAUGCAGAAGCUGUCCAACUUUUAUGUCAAGAGAUUAAUUCUAUGACAUUAGAAGCUGUUUAUGUUACACCUGAAGAAGAUUAUUAUAGCAACGGAUCAGAAGUUGCUUCUGUAACGUCAUCUGUUAUUGAGGAAGAGCAAGACAAAGUUUAUAAAGAGCCAAUAUCUGAGAAAACUACAGAGAAAUGAGAAAAACAAAACUGAAUAAAAUAGUGGACGCCAGAACAUAUGUUGGACAAGUGGAAUAUUUUUUAUAGCCUUAUCAUCAUAAAUCUUUUAUUAAUGGUUUAUUUGUUUUAGAUUGAAAUUUAUAUAUAUAUUCAAUAUUCAAGGCAAAGUUGUAUGUUUCAUGGAAUUUUUACAAUAGGAAAAUAUAUUGGCUAUAUCCGAUAAUUCAAUCCAUGAUUGAUGACGGAUUAUCAGUUUGCUCCCAUGAACAAUCGUAACCAAUGUUCCCUCUAAUUUUUUGUAGUAUGUGUGCGCAGAAAUUUUGGUGUGUGCGCACUUUUUUGGAAAUGACUAAUAUUUGUGCAAAAACCAAUGAAGAAAUUUUGGCGUUCUAACCGGGUAAUGGGUGGGCCAACAACAAACUUUCUCAACCUGCCAAUCGAGAACAUUGUUACAUUACAUCGAGAUACGUCUGUGCGCAGUAAAUCUAUGCGUGUGCGCGCGCACACCUUGGAGGGAACACUGAUCGUAACCAUUUUAUUUUUUGUCUGCUGUAUUCAUAAAUUUGUCCCAACAUAUAAAUCAUAUAUAUUAUUAUCAUAUUCCUGACAAUAUAUUUUUCAAAAACUGAUUCAGCAGCAGGGUUGGGUGAAUACAUGAGUAAGAAGAAAAACGUGGUCACGGCUUGUUUUAUCAUAUACUUUCGCCACUUGUGCAUGCUUGGUUUACGAAAUCUUUAAAUAAAAUAUUUUUCGAUUUGUGUUUUUGCGAAGAAAUUUAGAAACUUUAGUUUAGGUAUAUGCAAGUGAUAAAUUGUAACCUGUUUUUUUGCUGUCGCGUUUUAAGUUUACAACUGGAAAUUGUCGGAUGCCUCUGCUAUUAUAUUAUAUUUAUGUGCAAUUGUAUGGAAACUGCUACUUUUAUAUUCAUCUGGAUAAAUUGGAAAAAAUCA